AUGGGUGUGAUUCGCAAUCAGCGCAGCGCCGUACACCGACCCCACCCCCGGCACGCCCCCCAGCGGCUGUACGCCGACGACACAGAGUACGGCAAGGGCGUGUUCAUCGGGGACCCCAAGGUGGACCCCACCUACGACCAGCAGCGGCCCUCUGGGAAGGGGCUGACGACAACGCCGGCAGCCGACGAGAGAAACCGGCCGUUGAGGAGCUGGGGACUAGAAGGUACCGCGGAUAGCUUCCCCUUCCAGACCUACGACACGAACAGCCGGGUCAGCGAGGGCACGGACGAUGAUCAGUACUCACUCAAAGGUCCAGCCUCCUCAUCCAUCUACCCGGAUUACCCAGACGGGAGCCGGCAGUAUUCGAACACGCCCCUCUCUGCAUUUCCUCACCCGGGACACGCCUCGUCUCUACGUCACAACAUGACGUCAUCCAACACCGCCCCCGCAUCCAUCCACCACGACGUCGCCCCCUCGUCAUCUUUCCACCCCUCCCCCUCGUCAUCUCUCUACCCCUCCCCCUCAUCAGACUCGCGCCUGAACCUGCUAGAACUGGGCGUCAACCCUGCCGCUUCCGGCCACCUGCAGGCCUUCAACCAAGCCCUGAUGCCGGACCCGGUUUCAGCCACGAUGGAGCCGGCAUUCAACUUCUCUGAGGAUUGCUUCAACCUAACGAGCCGGCCGUUCCUGGAGUGCUGGGCCAUCUACGAGAACAUGACGGACACUCUGGGGGAGAACGAUACACUCAAGGCUCUGCUGGACAUCGAGUACAAGUACUGGAACAUACUGCUCAUCAUCUUCCCGCUUUUCACCGUCUUCGGCAACGUGCUGGUCGUCAUGAGCGUGUUCAAGGAGAAAAGUCUCAAGACCGUCACCAACUACUUCAUCUCCUCCUUGGCCAUCGCAGACAUUAUGGUGGCCGUGGCCGUCAUGCCGCUGGCCGUCUAUAUGGAGGUGAUGACCAACCACUGGCUACUCAGCGCCCCCCUCUGUGACGCGUGGGUAGCGUCUGACGUUCUAGCAUGUACAGCCUCAAUCCUCAACCUGACGGCUAUCAGCGUGGACAGGUUUAUCGCUGUGACGCAGCCCAUAAAGUACGCCAAGCAUAAAAACUCCAAGCGUGUUUUCGUCAUGUUGGCCGUCACGUGGGUCAUCUCCGUUGCCAUAGCAGCGCCCAUCACCCUGGGGGUCAACUACUCCGAGGAGAGGACGGAGGGGGACUGCCGGUUCUUUAACUCCGACUUUAUCAUCUACUCCUCAAUGGGCUCGUUUUAUAUACCCUCCAUUAUCAUGAUAUUCCUCUACUGGAAAAUCUACAAAGUUAUUCGGCUUAGAGCGCUCAAGGCUAAGAAAGCGAAACGGUUACGUGAUGUAGACCGUAAGGCGUUACAGGGGGUGAUAGAGAACCCGGCCACAGCGGCAGGGGCGGCACUCAACGACACGGGGCGGGCGACGACGUCACGAUUUCUGGCCGCGCACGGCGGUGACGAGGGCUCCGUCACGAACGUGAAUUCAAACUCCGACGACAACUCGAACUACGAGGACGACGACGAGAGCCCCAGCGGCAGCGGCAGCGCCAACAACAUCACCAACGCCAACGACUCCCAAAGUCUGGUAAGAACGGCGGAUGCGCGGCCGCACAGGAAGCCGCGGGUUCAAAUUCCGCAUCGACCUUCCGGUGGUGUGCCGCAGACAUGCGCAAACGAGGCGGAAACGCCGUUCACCUCCUUGGUGUGUAAGGGCGACAGUGACAACGCCGAGGCCUCGCAGGGGAUGUUGAGUCCCAAGAAAAAAACCAAGAGGGACCACAAGAAAGGCGUUACUAAAUUUAACUUCCACAUGCGCACCAGCCGGAAGCGGAAGGAGAAAUCUUCGUCUAAGCGGGAGAAAAAGGCAACUAAGACUCUGGCUAUCGUGCUGGGUAAGUUGUAUGUCCUGUAUUUG
Physella acuta is the source of this 1944-nucleotide messenger RNA. Its product is annotated as D(2) dopamine receptor A-like. Gene Ontology annotation, molecular function: dopamine neurotransmitter receptor activity, coupled via Gi/Go; G protein-coupled receptor activity. Lineage: Eukaryota; Metazoa; Mollusca; Gastropoda; Physidae. The record is from RefSeq and is a predicted model, not a curated record. Gene Ontology annotation, cellular component: plasma membrane. Gene Ontology annotation, biological process: G protein-coupled receptor signaling pathway.